AUGACGCCGGAGGCGGAGCAGGCAGCGGCGGCAGAGGGCUUGACACUGGUGCGCUCGUCGCGCACCAGCACCGGGUUCGAAGGCGUGUACGCAAAAUCGAAAGGCAACGGCUUCUAUGUGAGGAAAUCUGUGCGCGGUGCAAACCAGUACCUCGGUUACGCCGCGACGGCGCAGGAGGGUGCGCUGCUGUACGCGCGCCAUCUUGGCGCGGAGGCAUCGGCUGCGACCGAUGCAGCGGAGGAUGAGUCUAUGACGGCGGCGGAGGCGGAGCAGGCAGCGACGGCAGAGGGCUUGACACUGGUGCGCUCGUCGCGCUCCAGAAGCGGGUUCGAAGGCGUGUGCGCACACUCGAAAGGCAACGGCUUUGCGGUGAGCCGCAAGGUUGAUGGGAGAAAGCAGCAUAUUGGCUGCACCGCGACGGCGGAGGAGGGAGCGCUGCUUUACGCGCGCGAGCUGGGAACGGAGGCGUCCGCAGCAGCGGCGGCAGCGGCGGCAGCGGCGGCGGCCGAGUCUAUGACGCCGGCGGAGGCGGAGCAGGCAGCGACGGCAGAGGGCUUGACACUGGUGCGCUCGUCGCGCUCCAGCACCGGGUUCCAAGGCGUGUACGCAAGGCCGAAGGGGAGAGGCUUUAAGGUGACGCGCGAGCGUGAUGGUAGAACGCAGUACCUCGGUUACGCCGCGACGGCGCAGGAGGGUGCGCUGCUGUACGCGCGCCAUCUUGGCGCGGAGGCAUCGACUGCGACCGAUGCAGCGGAGGACGAGUACGCGGGACGCCAGGCGGUCGAGAUGUCGAAUGCAGCCGUAGAAGGGAGUAGAGAGGCACAACCAGCGACGGCGUCAAGGAUGGUCGCGCGCCACCUGGGGGCGGAGGCGUCGUUGGCGGCGGCGGCGGCGGCGGCGGCGGCGGCGGCGGCGGCGGCGGCGGCGGCGGCGGCGGCGGCGGCGGCGGCAGCUGAGUCGAUGACGGCGGCUGAGGCGGAGCAGCUGGCGGCGGACGAGGGCCUGGCGCUGGUGCGGUCAUCGCAGUCGCAGACCGGCUUCAAGGGCGUGUCGAAGCGGGGUGGGCGCUUUGCGGCUGUGUUCGGGUCGCACCAAAGUGAAGAGUACCUCGGCAUGGCUGCGACCGCGGAGGAGGCGGCGCUGUUGUACGCGCGCCACGUCGGGGCGGAGGCGUCAGCGGCGGCGGCGGCGGCGGCGGAGGCAGAGCCGAUGACGGCGGCCGAGGCGAAGCAGCUGGCAGCGGACGAGGGCCUGACGCUGAUUCCGUCGUCGCAGUCGCAGACGGGCUUCACGGGCGUGUCGAAGCACGGCAGCCGCUUUCAGGCUGUGUUCGGCCAUGCGCACCUCGGCAUGGCUGCGACGGCGGAGGAGGCGGCGCUGCUUAUCGCUCGCCACCUCGGAGCAGAGGCGUCGGCGGCGGCGGCGGCGGCAGCCGACGGACGAGAGGAGGCGAAGCGGAAGAGAGAGGAGGACGCCGAGGACAAGGCAGUGGCCGCCGCGGAGAAGAGAGCAGCGGCAGCGGCCAAGAAGCAGGCGCAGAAGGAGGCGGAGAAGGCGCGGAGGGAGGCGCAGAAGGAGGCGCAGAAGGAGUGGCUGCGGCGCUCGCAGGAAGAGCUCGCCGCACGACAGCGGCACGCGGCGGAGGAGCAGAAGCGCCUGCUGCGGGAGGCGGCCGAGCGGCGGGAUCGCGAGCUGGGGCGCGAGGCGGCGCAGCGACCAGGCACAAGUGCGCCGGCGGCAGCGGAGCUCGACCCGCUCGCGACGGAGCAACCGAUCGGCGCCAUCAUCGAGAGGGCGCUCAGCAGCACGUGCGUCUACCGUCGCCUCGGGGUGCCGCCGCACGCGCCGCGCGAGGCGUGCAGGGCCAGCUUCCUCCAGCUCGCCCGCCGCCUGCACCCCGACAAGUGCUCGCACCCACACGCGAAGGAGGCCUUCGCCGCCGUCGAGGAGGCCUUCCGCGCCGCACAGCGUGAGCAUCUCCCGGCCGCACCCUCGUCCUUCUCCGCGCCCUCGUUGCGAACGCUGGCGGCACCCGCGCUGCGCGACGAAGAGCUGCUGGCGGAGGUCGAGGCGGAGACGCGCGUUAAGGGCAAGAAGGGCAAGAAGAAGAAGAAGAAGGGCGGCGGGGCGGGCGGGGCUGCGGGGCCGUCGCAGGAGUCCGAGGCGCCAGCGGAGGGUGCCGAGGCGCCGUCGGAGGCAGCCGCAGCCGAGGCGGCGAAGAAGGCCGAGGAGGCGAGGCUUCUCCUGCUUCUCGAGACGCUCACCGAAGAGAGGAUGCGGCUCGGCAUCACGGCGGAGAGCCAGGCGGCGGCGUCGGCAGAGGUGGCCGAGGCGGCGCGCUUGGACGCUGCGGCGGACGAGGCGGAGGAGGAGGCGGACGAGGAGGAGGAGGCCGAGGCGGCGGCCGAGGCGGCGGAGGCGGAUGCCGAGGUAGCGCUGGUGGCGGCUCAGGCGGCGUUUGAGGAGGCGAGAGCCGCCACAAAGAUGAGGCGUGCUGCUGCCGUCGCUGCGAGGGCCAGGGCAGCCGCCGCCAGGAUGGCGGCAGAGGCGGCCCAGCGCUCAUAG
Emiliania huxleyi CCMP1516 is the source of this 2565-nucleotide messenger RNA. RefSeq lists its product as hypothetical. Lineage: Eukaryota; Haptophyta; Isochrysidales; Noelaerhabdaceae. Bases 1 to 2565 code for a protein of 854 amino acids. Gene Ontology annotation, cellular component: endoplasmic reticulum membrane. Gene Ontology annotation, biological process: cellular response to misfolded protein. Gene Ontology annotation, molecular function: Hsp70 protein binding. The record is from RefSeq and is a predicted model, not a curated record. The transcript is spliced from 3 exons.